UAACAACAACAUGAUUAAGCUACUCCGACCCGUAUUAAAAUGGUAUCCAACAAAUUAAAUUAUGGACUACUAUACAAUUGGCUAUGUUGCUUUGAAUAAUGAAUCAUUAUUUGACCAAUAAACAUUUGGACUGAUCGAGGACGACGGAUGUCAAGACCUUCAGGAAAACGAGGCUCAACAAACCAAGUACUUAUUAACCAGUAGCUUGUCAAAACUCACGAGUUUUUGUCUCAGCUCUAUACAUCGAUCAGAGGAAGGGCCAGCCAAACGAGGUGCAAGGAGCUAUCUAGCUAGUCAGCUAAUAAAACAGAGAGAAAAUUUUAACUACUCAAACAUGUCUUCUGCGUCAAAUUACCAUUCCUACCCUCCUCUGUUUCGUCCAUCCGCAGAAGCAAAAACAGGGGAGGCGUUAAAUCCGGCGGUGAAGUCAACGGCGGUAGGAGACGGCGACUACGACGGCGUUCCGGUCAUAGAUUUCGGGUGCAUGACGGAAAUAAGGGCGGCAUGCAGGGAGUGGGGAUUGUUCAGGCUGGUCAACCACGGAGUCCCGGAAAGGUUAAUGAGUCAAAUGCUGGAACGCACCGAGAAGGUGUUUUCCAUGGCGUUUGAAGCCAAGCGAGAAGCUUUCAGGGACGCUGAGAUGUCGUACUUCUGGGGAACUCCGGCCGUCACGCCGUCCGGGGCGGCGGUAGCCUCCAAGAGCAGCCGCAGCCCUCAUUGGAUGGAAGGACUGAACGUGCCACUCAAACGCGUGUCUCAAUAUCAUUGCAAAGAACCGACAUCGUUUAAGUAUUUCAGAUCCUUGGUGCAAGAAUAUGGGAAGCAUCAGAGCAGAGUGGGUAAAGCAAUAUACGAAGCACUACUUUCAGAGAAGAUAAAUUUUGGAGCAAAAACUACAAGUAAUUGCAGCAAAGAAUUAGGAAGGGGUGUUAUAAGUUAUCUCUCAGAAGACACAGGAAUUCUACGUCUAUACCGAUAUCUUCGUUGUAUAGAUGAGACGGGAAAGGAGGAAGAAGGACGGGCGUGGGGAAUUGACGCCCACACUGAUAGCUCCCUCCUCUCCAUCAUCCAUCAAGACCUUAUCGGCGGCCUUGAAGUUUACAACCACCACCAAUGGAUCCAAGUCAAACCUAUCCCCAACACUCUCAUUGUUAUCAUUGGAGAUAUGAUGCAGGCAAUUAGUGAUAACAAGUAUAUUAGUGCAAAGCACAGGGUGAAGGUGAAUAAAGAAAAGGAGAGAAUAUCCAUAGGAUACUUUGUUUUCCCUGAAGAUGAUGUUGUGAUUGAGAGCUCCCAUUAUAAGCCUUUCACUUAUGCUGAUUUUAGAGCUCAAGUGCACCAUGAUUUAAUCACCGUCGGCUCUAAGAUUGGACUCCAAAACUUCAUCACACAUUGCAAUUCUGUUUGAUUAAUUAAUACUCCAUAUAUAUUUCUAUAAUAUUUUAUUUGCUUUUAAUUGAAUUACUUAUUCCCCUGAGUUGUUUGUCAUGGAAAAAAGUUACGUCAACGAAAUAUGAUAUUUUACAAGUGAGUAUUUGCCGAAUCCUAAUUUUAGGAUUACUGACUCUUUGAAUCUAGUUCAUAUCCACAAGGACAAAUGAUUGGGGACAAAUGAUUGAUGCAUUAAUAAACAUACUUCCAAAUGUUUUUAUUUACG
Messenger RNA from Cuscuta epithymum, 1657 nucleotides. The record is from the annotation of a GenBank genome assembly. NCBI's taxonomy places the organism in Eukaryota, Viridiplantae, Streptophyta, Magnoliopsida, Solanales, Convolvulaceae.